AUGACUAAACUGAUCCAGUAUCUUCUGUCUGUGGGGAAUACUAGAGAAGGAGGGGAAACCAAAGACUGGAAACUCCCUGUGAAGUCUAGGGCCCUGGAGGCAUUCUUGGAGGUCCUCCAGCAACCAUCAUGCAAGGUGGUGCUGGGGACUGUCCUCUUGCUAGGAGGUGGAGGCCUCAUCCUGUGGGCUCACAGGAAGAGGAGAAGGAAGAAAGCCCAAGAGUGUUUCCAAGACAAGGUUCCAGAAUACUACGGAGCAAAUGAGAGUUGGAUCAAAUCUCAUUUUAGCUGCCUCUCUGAAGAGAGAUUGCCCACCCGCCACUAUGCCUGCGUUAGCAACAAUGCCCCUUCACCUGAAAGUGGGCAUGGAGAGACCAGCACUGCCAUCCACAUGGAGACCCUUACUUCUACACACGGAGAGGGGGGAACAACUCUGCAUCGAGACUCCUUUGCCACCAAGCAGAGGAUGGCUGGGUCCUCAGUGACCAAAGAGACCCAAAGGGAGUCAAGAAAAUCCUCAUCCAUAGAGGAGGCCACCUGGGCUGCUGUGGCCACUUGUGCCAAGGAUAUUGAUGCCAAGGGGCAGCACCUGGCUAAUUCCAUGCUGCAGCGUGCCACAACUUACCAGCACACAGGCCAUGUGGAGUCCAGGGACAUCAACCCAGAGGAGCUAAAGGCUCUGGAGGACGUGGCGAUAGAGCUGAAAGGAAAUUUCUUCACCCACUGGGAAACCACCAUAGCUGGUACCAACCAAACACACACUGUCUAUGGUCACAGCCGCCAUGGCCACCAGAGCCACCAGGGCCAUUCAGGUCACCAUAGCCACCCGGGCCAUCAAAGUCACCAGAGCCACCAGGGUCAUCCAAGUCAUUCAAGCCACCGAAGUCAGUCGGGCCAGUCAAGCCACCAGGGUCAUCCAUGUCAUUCAAGUCACCAGAGUCACCAGGGUCAGCCAAGUCACCCAAGCCACCAGAGCCACAGCAUGCCCAACCACAGCCAGCAGAUUUGUGACUCUUGAAGCUGCUUAACCAUAUUGCCCCUUCCCCCAGCAGGGCCGGCUCAUAUAUACAGGCCUGUUUUCUCUCCUAUGGGGAAACCUGCAUGGUCCAGGAUGAGAGGUUACAACCCAAAUCCUUACUUCCUCUAGCUCCAACAGGGGUCAUGAGUGAGGGAGGAAGGGAUGCAGCUACAACAGCCUGAGGCUCCUGAAAACUCUUGAGAGAAAACAUGAGGCAGAUAGUAGGAGCAGCUACUAGCCCCACACUGACCCCACAUGCCUGAUUGGAGCCAAUAAAAGCCCUGUAUGCCCUCAAC
Molecule: messenger RNA, 1313 nt
Organism: Nannospalax galili (Upper Galilee mountains blind mole rat)
Lineage: Eukaryota; Metazoa; Chordata; Mammalia; Rodentia; Spalacidae
Gene: CUNH10orf62
Product: chromosome unknown C10orf62 homolog
Exons: 2
Coding region: 1-1017 (338 amino acids)
Source: RefSeq, a predicted model, not a curated record